AUGAACCCAACUUCAAUGUUGGUAGAGAUGAAAAGCUUCAUUCCUUCUUCAUAUACUUUCGAAACAAAAAUCCAGAAGAUAAAGCAAGAACUUUUAACAAAUAAUUUAGAUUGCACCGCACAGGAUGAAACAAAUGAACAGUAUCUUUAUGAAAUGCAGGACAUUAUUGACCAUUUACCCAAAUUGCCUGAAAUCCAACAACAAAAACUCACUAUUCCAGAAUUCGAUGAAAUAGAAGUAAAAACAACUGACUCGGUAGAAAUAAAGAAGUUCAUACGAAAGGUAAACUAUGAAUUCCUUGGUUUUCAUUGCAACCAUAAGGUUAUGGACAAAGAUUGCGACAUGUUAUAUAAGAACAUCUCUGACCUUUACAAAUCUGAAGAAUUUAAGACCUACGACAACUUUGUUUCGUUAGUUGCAAAAUGUGUUUGGCAGAUAAGAGAUAAAGACAGAAGGGGUAAAAUAUGGAACGAACAGAUAAGACCAACUGCUUCAGAUUUAAAGAAAACCAUUGACGCCUUGGUUGUUCUAGCAGGUAAGGUUUCAGAAUAUAACGCAAAAAUGAACCCACAAUGUUCUAAAUGUAAAGCAGCAAUGAGGAAAUAUAACUACUCCGUCAAAGAGAUAGAAAGAAUGAGAAA
Messenger RNA from Trichomonas vaginalis G3, 641 nucleotides. Its product is annotated as organellar and viral DNA polymerase type B. The record is from RefSeq and is a predicted model, not a curated record. The annotation marks the transcript as partial. The transcript has a single exon. Lineage: Eukaryota; Parabasalia; Trichomonadida; Trichomonadidae.